Molecule: messenger RNA, 1344 nt
Organism: Daktulosphaira vitifoliae (grape phylloxera)
Lineage: Eukaryota; Metazoa; Arthropoda; Insecta; Hemiptera; Phylloxeridae
Exons: 2
Coding region: 1-1344 (447 amino acids)
Source: RefSeq, a predicted model, not a curated record
AUGUCAAACGAUUUGGAUUUUAGCAUUACAGUCAACGAAAUCACCGAAAAGGCGGCUGCCAUACGUGAUCCACAAUUAGUUGUUAUUAUCGAAAAGUGGGUGGCCAAACUUGUGUCCGAUCCACGUGGACUAAAUGAACUCAAUCAUUUAAAACUCUUAAAGCAUAUGAUAUCUAAUAAUAGGAUAGGGCCACCUUUUAUACGGAUGCCACCCGUUGGCAAGUUAUUGCCUUUGAGCAGAUAUGUCAAUCGACUUUGUAGUAGACCAUUACCGUGGACACGAUUUUCUGACACCGGCGAUUGGAAAAUUACUUCAUACAGUAGAGCGGUACAAACGGCGAACGAUGCCCAAUUGUCGACAACGACAUCUUUACCAAAAAGUGAUGGUCAUUUAUCAGGAGGCGGUUGUUCAUGUGGCGGUAAAACUAAAGUUCAACCACUACCUGUAAAUGAUAACGAUGUGUGUAAUCCGUGUUUGGACAGUGUACUGCAAAACGCAGAAAAGAUGUGUUUAAAUUUUGCAGACGAUUACAAGGAUUUACUGGAUGAGUGUCUAAUACCCAUGUUCACCGAUGCCGAACGUAAAGCAGCUGGAACAGAAUUAUUAGCCGUUUUAAAAAAAGUAAACUCUUCAACUACUCUUCAAGAUUUUUAUUUUCAGGUAUCACAAUUAACAUGUGAUAAAGGGGAGAUGCUCAUGAAAGUUGCAAAUAAUAUGAUAGCUGAUUUCGAAGUUUUUGUGGCUGAUGUUUUUGAAAGUAGAGCACAACAUAUAAGCGAUGGAUUAGCAAAAGAACAGUUAGCCAUUAAUGAAAAGUACACAUUCCUUUGUCGACGUACACUGAACCGAGCUACGAUGGCAAUGGAUUAUCUGAAGGCAGCGAUACCAACGUUCAAUUGGGAAAAGUAUCAAGCUGAUCCAAAUAUGUUUAUGCAUAAAGCGAUAGCUACUCAUUUCGAAUUUGGAAGUAAAAGUGGACCAGCUGGAGAUGACGAAUUACAAUCGCAGAUGACUGAUGAAGAAGACGAUGAUCCUCAUCAUACAACCAACAAAAAGUUGUUGUACAAGCUAAAUUGGUUGCGCACUGAAGUUAAUCGAUCAGAUUGUGAAUGUCAAGCUAUGUAUGAACAACAAAAAUGCUUAACAAAUAGCUUGUCUGAAUAUAACGCUAAACUAUCCUCUAUCCAAUGCAAAUCUUCUGUUGAAAUCGGACGACUUAAGGACGAACUGACGUUGCUAAGGCAACAGUCAUCCAACCAAUCCAUUACCAUAGACCGACUUAUGGGAACAAUACAAUUGGCAAUGAAAAAUAAAUCUGUUGAAGGCACAGUUAAUAGCUCAUGA